CUUUUAAACAUUUCGUCGAUGCAAAACUUUAAAACAUCGGCAAAUCAAUGUUCUCAAAGAUAGCAACAUGGGAAGGAGUUGGAUUAGCCAAUAUGAAAUCGAUUGUGCACCAUUUUAAGUGUAAAAAACCGAGGAGAUCUACUAGAUUAGAAAUCAAGGAACAAGUAGAAACAAAAGGAAAAAUUGUCCAAUAUGGAGAUUUGGGGUAUUUUGAAAUUUUGCCACCAGAAUUAAAGACAAGAAUUUUCCAGUGUGUUACAAUUGAAGAAUUGAGUAUGCUUGCUUUGUCAUCCAAAAAUAUGAGAAAUCGUGUGGAGCAGUAUAGAUGUUCCAAAGCUGGAUUUAAAAGAUUUAUGCCAAUAGCCAAACUUCAUUUACCGGCCCCAUUGCCAAUUGAAGAUCAGGCAACAUUGCUACAUCACUUUUUAAAAUUAGGUUUACUUAUGAAGCGAAGUACAUGUCUGUAUGCCACAAAAGAGAGAUUGAAAUUAAUAGAUGCAUAUUUGUCAAAGUUGUAUUGUAAACAUUCUAACUGCCCAGAUAUUUCAAAUUGUAUGGGGUUGCUGUGCUAUGGAACAUUUCUGAAAUCUGUAAUAGCAGGCUGGGAUGACAUGGAAUGUGGGAGAGUCUUUGAUUUUAUCACCAACAGUACAGGAGUUUCUUCUGACAUAGAAGCAAUGCUGAAGACAGCACCAGGAACUCAAGCAAAUAGCAGUGUUGAACUGAAUACAAGAUUAUUCUUCAGAAGAGGCAUUUUAGAUUUUAUUAAAAGGAGAGAUGAAAAGACGGCUUGGCUGAGUCGAAUUCUUAAACCCCAGCCUAUUAUAUUUCAAGCUAGAUUGCUGUAUAUAAUAUUUGGACCAGCCUCUGAAGGAGAGAUAGAGUGGGAUGAAGUGUCAGAAAGUACUCCACGGAAUGCACAAGAAGCACAACAACACUUUGGUCAGUUGGCAAGUGCAUUGACCAUGUUAUAUCAUUACCACAGUGAGUGGUCAGAAGAUGAUAUCAUUAGUGUGUUAGAUGAGCUUACAAAUUUACCAGAUGAAUGGGUGUCAGAAAAUGUUGCUCAUCUUUUGACACUGUGUGGAGACACUAUCACUGUGAGGUCCAUUGCAAGCAAGGCCAUCAAUGGCAGAAUGCAAGAAGUAGCUAAUAUCAUUACUUCUAUAAGUCUGGUGUGUGUGAAGAACCACUACAACAGCAGUUGGGUAGUCUUCCUGGUUAGAAAAACAUGCAGUUUGUUGGACAACCCAAAAGAUAAACUGGCUCUCCUCAAUAAUAUUGCAGAGACGUUCAAAGAUUCCAUUAUGGACCUCCAUGAGUACGGGGAGUCAGAAGAGAGAGAUGCAGACUUGGAAUUUUUGGUGACUGCCCAAGCAGAAUUUAUGAAGGAAGUUCUUCCGCUAGCCUUUGAUGAUUCACUCAGUGGAAGGAAAUGCAGCAUUGGUUAAAUCUCUAUACAAGUUGCAAAAAUGAAUGACUACUACACAUACAAAUUAUUCACAAGUAAUUCAUGAUUUGGUUAACAGAAAAGGUUUUUACUUGACAUGAUGCCUUCAUAACGUUAUUGGGGC
Lingula anatina is the source of this 1574-nucleotide messenger RNA. RefSeq names its product F-box only protein 47. The record is from RefSeq and is a predicted model, not a curated record. NCBI's taxonomy places the organism in Eukaryota, Metazoa, Brachiopoda, Lingulata, Lingulida, Lingulidae.